This is a messenger RNA of Myxocyprinus asiaticus (Chinese sucker), 3794 nucleotides long. Its product is annotated as acyl-coenzyme A oxidase-like protein. Bases 69 to 2150 code for a protein of 693 amino acids. Gene Ontology annotation, biological process: lipid homeostasis; fatty acid beta-oxidation using acyl-CoA oxidase. The record is from RefSeq and is a predicted model, not a curated record. Gene Ontology annotation, molecular function: fatty acid binding; acyl-CoA oxidase activity; FAD binding. Lineage: Eukaryota; Metazoa; Chordata; Actinopteri; Cypriniformes; Catostomidae. The transcript is spliced from 20 exons. Gene Ontology annotation, cellular component: peroxisome.
AGUUAAGUGAACACACAGCGAAGUCAUGUUGUUUUCAUCCAUGGAUCAAAUACAAUCCACGAGCAGCAAUGGCCAGAUAUCUGGAUGGAGAAUUCUGGGAGAUUAAAGAUGCCUUUCGGGAAGAGAUUUCAAAGUGUGAACUGUUUCAGUCCAGCAGUUAUGAACUGACUCUGGAUCAGAAUAGAGACCUGACUGCAGAAAGACUGCAUUACAUCAUCAAACUACCACUGAUGAGGAAACACCUCAAAAAUCAGCUUAAAGAAAAACAAAAAGGCUUUAUAGCCAAGAGUCUGGGGAUCACCGAACUCAUCUGCACAGCGGACAUGGCCACAGGAGUCAAGCUCGGUGUUGUGUGUGGACUAUAUGGAGGUGCUGUUACUAAUCUUGGGAGCCCGGAACAGAAGGUGAAAUGGUAUCAGCCGGUUUCAGAGUUGGAGUUUACAGGCAUGUUUGCAAUGACUGAGAGAGGGCAUGGUAGCAAUGUACGGGGCAUUCUUACCGAGGCUCGAUACGAUCAGUCCACACAGGAGUUUAUUAUCCACACACCUUCAGAAGAUGCCCAGAAAUUGUACAUUGGGAACGCAGUGAAAGGAAACUAUGCUGCUGUAUUUGCUCAACUGGCUAUAAAUGGAGAAUCUCAUGGUCCCCACUGUUUUAUUGUACCAAUCCGUGAUCAGAAUGGAGUCAUGUGGCCUGGAGUAACAGCGACUGACAUGAAGCACAAGGAAGGUCUGCACGGGGUCGACAACGGCAUUUUGAUAUUUGAUAACGUACGGAUACCACGAGAAAAUCUGCUCAGAAAGUUUGGUUCUGUAUCAGCAGAUGGUGUGUACUCGUCUCCUAUCAUCAGUAGAAGCAGUCGUUUCAAUGCAAUGCUCGCUGCACUGACACCCGCCCGGUUGGGUCUCGCCGUACAGGCAAUGGCUGCAAUGAAGUUGGGGCUCAUCAUAGCAGUACGCUACAGUCACAGUCGCAGACAGUUUGGUCCAAAGGACCAUGAUGAGGUGAAGAUCAUUGAGCACCAAACACAGCACCUGAGACUGAUGCCACACCUGGCUGCUGCCCUCGCUCUCACCUUCACCACCAGAUACGCAUCAGUUUUGAUGGAUGAUGCGUUGUGUCAGGGUCAGGACCUUCAAAGCAACCGUGCUUUGCAAGCGCUUGUCGCUGGACUGAAAGCCUACAGCACGUGGGAGAACCUCGCUUGUCUGCAAGACUGUCGUGAGUGUACCGGCGGGAUGGGCUUCAUGAUGGAAAACCGAAUCCCUUCUCUGAAGUGUGAUUCUGAUGUCUUUGUCACAUUUGAGGGCGACAACAUGGUCAUGCUGCAGGUGGUGGUACGAGAGCUGCUGACCCAGCACACCAAACAGAUGGGGAACAACUUGGUGAUGGGACUGAUCCAAAACUGGGCCACCUCAGCCACAGACAGCCUCAGAACCAGCUUUCUUGGCUUCAGCGUGGACAAAGUGGGAGACAUGUCGUUCUUGCUGAAGGCUGUGAGCUACAGGGAAAGGGUGUUACAACGCAGUCUAGCUAGUCGACUUUACACUAAGGUAGAAAAAAACAAAGAAGAGUUUUUCAAGGCCUGGAACUCUUGUCUACAUCAUGUGACCACUUUGGCGAUGGCACACAUACAUAGAGUGACAUUAGAGCAGUUCUCUCGGGCCAUUCAAGAAUGCCAAGUCAAAGGCGACCGUGCCCUGCUAGCCAAGAUAAUGAAGUGUUCUAGAUAUACAGUAUAUAGAGGCGGACUGGCCAUCUGGAGAACUGGGACUUUUCCCGAUGGGCCGGCCUCAAAACGGGGCUGCGAUAUGCCGAAGGAGACAGCAACACACAUUGCCACAACUCUUGGAUUUACAGUUGAUCUGCAAUUCUGCCUUCUUCAUGGCACUAGUCUGGUGUACCAGGAGAGAGCGUGGUAUCUGGAGCACAAUUACCUGACGCCCAACACCAGCAGACAGAUCCGCAGCCAGCUUUUGGAGCUGUGCAGAUCGGUGAAGGACGAUGCAUUGAAGGUGGUCGCUGACUUCAACGUCCCAUUCUGUUGUAUCCAAGCCCCCAUCGCGGGGGUAACCAACCCCAGGGCGGAGUGGGCCUUCUACGCCCAGCCACAGUAUCCCAGUAGUGGCCUGCCUCUGUCUAAGCUCUGAGUAAAUGAACCUGGAGCAAUGUGCAAGAGGCCAACCCACUGUCUUACGAGGAUACAGAAACACAAUCGAGUGAUUUCAGGUAGCUGGCCUCAAUAGUUUGGAACAGCUUUGCAUUUUUUUUUUUUUUUUUACAAUGGUUGAGACAGAGACAUUAUAAGUGCAUGAAAACGGACCACUCGAUGAAAAUUAAUGGGAGAAAUCUGUAGGAAUGGAAAACCUUUCGGUUAAAAGAGCCAGUCACAUUUUUGAUAGAUGCAUGACCUAUUUGUUUACUCUUGAACCCGCGUUUGCUGGACCAGCCUGAAAAAUAAUUGAUUUAACAUGAUUUGAGUCAAAGAAGCACAAUUUAUGAGGCCUUUGGUUUUAUUUCUGAUUUAAGAUAUAUUAUAGAAACAGACUCUUGACUAACAGUUUUGGAAAUUUAUCUUUUCCCAAGUAUAUAGGAGCUGCACCAUCACCAAAAUGGCCACAUGAACUGUCUUGCCUUAAAGGGAUUGAAUUAUUGGAGUCGGUCAAUGCAAUAGUUCUUAUUUCCCUAAUGUUUUAUUAUAAAGUGUCAUGCUUUGUGCCAAAAAGAAUUUUAAUGUCAUGAGAAGGUAUGACACUACUUUUCUGUACCUUUAAAAGAAUGUUCCAUGUCCAAUGCAAGUUAAGCUUAAUCAACAGCAUUUAUAGAAUAAUGUUGGUUACCACCAAAAAAUUAUUUCGACUCACCCCUCGUUUCUAUAUAUACAUAAAUGUGUGUGUGUGUGUAUGUGUGUGUGUGUGUGUGUGUGUGUGUGUGAGAUAACAGUGCGGCACUUACAAUGAAAGUGAAUGGGCCAGUGCAUACACAAUGUUUCAAAAAGAUACCCAAAGAUGUAAACAUUAUACGUUGACAAUUUUAAUGUGAAAAAAAUGAAUCACUUACUAACCUUUUCUGUGUAAAGUUAUAUACAGUAAUACAACUUUGUUGCAUCACCGGUAAACCCUAGACACAAUUUUAGUACACUAAAAUCAUGUAGAACAGACAUUUUAACACUAAGUCAUGUUGACCCAGAUAAUGUUUAUGUCUUUUGGCUAUAGUUUUGAAUCAAUGUGUAUUUAACUUGUAUUGAACACGGAAUAUUACUUAUAAUAAUGUUUCUUUUUCUGUGUAUGAAGAAGGGAAAUACAUUUAUGCACAUUGUGUCUUUAUGGGUUCUAAAAAUGUUUAAUGCUUUUGAAAAGCUGAAUAGUGUCCAAAUGGGAAAAAAACCUGAAACUUAUUUGCAUUGUACUCCAUCCAAUGUACUGAACAUCUUGCACUUAAAGAGGACCUCUGAUAGGAUGUUUACAAGGACAUAAUGAAUAAUUGUGGUUUUAUCUAAUAUAAAUGUCCAUUCUGGUUACAAAUUUAAUGAGUCUUACAUUUCAUAAUCUCUCAGUAAUUUCAGCAACUUCUGAUUGCCCUCAAAGGAGUUAGUAUACAAGACAGUUGUUACAUAGAUAUAAAGUAGUUAUGUAAUUUCUUAUGAUCUCAUCGCUUUUUUUUUUUUUUUGACAACAAAGUGGUUGUUUUAAAAUGCAAUGGAUGUUUGUGGCAUAGAUUUUAAGGUGAGUUCUGCCAAGAUGGAGUUUUGUAGAUAUAGUGCCAACAGAGCCUGAAAGAGUUGAAAUGUAAGU